Molecule: messenger RNA, 1772 nt
Organism: Coregonus sp. 'balchen'
Lineage: Eukaryota; Metazoa; Chordata; Actinopteri; Salmoniformes; Salmonidae
Source: the annotation of a GenBank genome assembly
GUCAUUAACUUUUCUGGCCCACGUGAAUUGCAGUCAAACUAUGGUGCUAAACGUUCAAGCUUGAAGAAGCAAAAAUUCAUUUUUAAAGUCCAUGAUGUCUUGGGUUAAGUCUGUACAGUACAGUGGAGAGGAUGUAUUUGACGAGGAUGCGGAUGAUAUUAAUUUACAGGACAAAGAAUGGAAGUACAAUAUGAAGAAACGUGUGAGGGUAAAUGCAUGGAGAAAUGUUUAUCAAUCAUGUUUCCUCCUAGCUAGCUGUGAUAGCUAGCUACAUGUUCAUUUUUCGUCUUUUUUGCUCUUCGUAUUUUACAUAUUGCGUUGGUUUGUUGAACUUGUUCACCAUUAUUAUUUGCCUAAUCAGCCAGUAAUAGCUAGAAUUGUCACUUCUCUCUAGCACAGGGCUGUUCAAUGUCGGUCCUGGAGGGCCGAAUCACUUCUCGUUUUCAUAACUUGCAAUUAACUACCAGGUAGAAACAAAAACCCAUAAGUGUUUCGUUCCUCCAGGACCGGAAUUGAACAGCCCUGCUUCUAGCAUCACCCAGCACACAAUGUGGGCAUUGUAGGCAGUUAAUGUAAAUACAACUGGCUACAUUGUAACCCACAGCACCCUCUCUAGAAACAAUGUAACUAUGCUGUAAUGUGGUGUUCUGUCAGGACGGCUAUGUUGAUGGCAUCGACCAUGGAAAAGAAGCAUCACUCCAGCUUGGUUUCAACAUGGGAUACAGGGAAGGAGCUGCAAGCACCAUCGCCAUUGGGAGGCUAAAAGGAAUAAUAAGGUAGCUUUCCUUCCAUGAUGUUACCAUAUGACUCGGUGUCUUUGUACUGGCUACAUUAUUGCUGUCCUCUCUGUUGUGCAUGACCCAUGCCUGUCUCAUUCUGUUCUCUCUCCCAUUGUCUCUGAUUCUGUUGGCCCUUUGUAUCUCUCUACACAGUGCUAUACAGUGCUGGUGCCAGCUCCAGAGACCAGACACCCCCACCUCAGUGACUGACCUCCUACAACAGGUUGUAAAGCAUGAGGACUCUCUCAUGGAGGCAAUGAGGACGGCUUUGGAGAACCCCAUACCCAGCGUCAGUGACGUCUCAGAGAACAUGGAGGAUCUGGGGGUUGGAGAGGUUGAGUCGGGCUGCUGUGGAGGCGGGGGAUGCAGCAAGGGCUCAGACUGCUGCAGGAAAGACAGUGAUAUGGACCUUGGUCCCAUCUUGCCACAAAAGCCCAGUUUGAGCUUCGCACUGCCCACAGACCCCUUUACCAUUACAGGGGAAAGUCUUGAGCAGCUUCUACAGUGUUGCAUGGACAUAGUGUCUGAACUGGGUCUGCCCCAGGAACUGAUUUGGCAUCUACAGAAGCUGAAGAGUGCAACAGAGUGAAUGUUAGCUCAGUUGCUAGGAUAAUGCCACGGAAGACUGAACUGGUGUGAAUUUUUCAUUGAAUUUGUAACAUGAUACUGUAUGUAAUACAUUAUUUAUUAUACAUUAUUUUCUUAUAUUCCAAUUGCAUAUAUGCAUUAAAUGUUUGAAAAUUAAACUAUAGGGUAAGUUGGAUCCUUAUACUAUAGUGCCUUUAUGCUAAAUAUUAAAAAGAUUGACUUGUAGUCUGCACGUGAUGAUAUGUUGUCUUCAUAUUAUACUUUUUUUUACGAUUUUGGCCUCUUACUAUGCAAACAAUGAGCUAGAUAGAAAAUGAGUUUCCAAUGCAUUCCUGUACAGAUGUAAUGAAAUCUAGGCAAUACCUUUCUGAUACCUUCCCACGGGGGGGGCAGUAUGAAAAAUGU